UGUUUCUCCUAGCGAGCUUCUACCCUCCUCACCCUCCACCGCACCCGGGGUGUAUCCAGUCUCUGGUCCCUCGGGCGAGUGAGCUGGGGUAGCAGAGAAGCCCCAGCAGUGCCGGGCCUAGGAUCCUCCUGCUCUGGUGGCCCCAAGUCCCCCACCUGCGCGUGACUCCUCCUCCCGACUCAGUUCCGCAGCGUCCGCACCCUGGCGACACGCUGUUUCGGCCACCGCACCUGCGUCAGGGUGGAGUAGGGGACAAUCUGGAGGUAGAAGGGGAAAACAAGGAGGGUCUGGGGAGCACCGCGGUGCCGGGUGAGCAACCGCGCUCCGGGUGGAGGGUCCCCGCAGCCUAGAGCCUCCCACCCCGGUCUGCCGCACCGAUGCGCUGUCCGCGGUGCUGACGCCGGCCGGCCGCUCAGUCGGGAGGGGGAGCAGACGCCCUGGUUCCCGCCGCGCCCGGAGCCUGUCCUUGGUUCCCAAGCCGUGUCUCUUCCCCGAGAGGACUCCGCCGGAGUCCUGGCGCAGCGGUUGGAUCCAGGCACAAAAGAGUGAGCAAAGGGAACUUAAACUUCAGGCUGGAGGCCGAGAAUCGGAAGUCGGGUUUGGCUCCCGAUGGCCCCCAGCCCCUGAGACCUUAAAGCACCAAGUUGAGUAAAGUUUCCCAGUGGCUUGAGAAAGGAAGAGACUCUGGAGCCCAAGCGCAGGGAAGGAAGGACGCGGUUGUCUAGCGCGCUGGCAGCCAGCACCGCAGUGGGACACCUGCUCCGAUGGGACGCGCUGGUGCCGCCAGAACGACCCGGAGGCGUCGCAGGAGCCCAACUCUCCACCCCUUCCUCCCUUCCUUACUCACCCCUCCCCAACACCCCGCCCCGUGCUCCGGUGACUCCGCCUUUCCGUGUUGGGUAGCUCUCCGGCGGUAGCAGGGAAGGGAAAGAACCGCUUCCCCGGAGGACUCGGCUCGGCUCUGAGGCUCCGAAGCCGACACCGCCAGCUCAGUAUCAGCGGUGGAACAGGACCGCCCGCCCAGCCUGCGCCUAGGCGCCACCGAGCCCCGGCAGCCUCAUGGGACGCCCCAGAGGACUCGCUCUCUGCCCUGCCACCGUGUUCCGAUCCUAGGCGUCCGGACUCCACGGCUCAACCGGUUCGCAACCCCACGGCCUGUCCGGAGAGGAGUAUGCGGCCCGGGGCCCGGUGGACUCCGGCCACCGGGCGGCGCUGGCCUAGCUUCGGAGCCCGGAGCCCGAGGGCAGCAAGUGACGAGCCGCGGGAGGCAGUAAGGCGUCGGGGAGCCGAGAGAAGCGCUCCAGCUCGGGUGCCCGCUGGGCCGCACGACCCACGGUGUGUGGCCUGAAACCCAGGCAGGAGGCAGAGGCUCCCUGCCGUCCCGGUUCCGGGGGAGGCUGCAGAGGGGCUCCGCGGCGGCCCCAGACCUCUGGCCACCAUCCUCACGCUCCUGCUCCUGCGGUGGGGAUGUCACGGCCCCGGCUCCGAGCGCCGCCCCAGCCCCGGGGCUGAGCUGCGGACCAUGUCCUCCCGCAGCCCCCGGCCCCCGCCCCGCCGCUGCCGCCGCCGCCUGCCGCGUCCCUCCUGCUGCUGCUGCUGCUGCCGCCGCUCGCACCUCAACGAGGACACCGGGCGCUUCGUGCUGCUGGCCGCGCUCAUCGGCCUCUACCUGGUGGCGGGCGCCACCGUCUUCUCCGCGCUCGAGAGCCCGGGCGAGGCGGAGGCGCGGGCGCGCUGGGGCGCCACGCUGCGCAACUUCAGCGCGGCGCACGGCGUGGCGGAGCCGGAGCUGCGCGCCUUCCUCCGGCACUACGAGGCCGCGCUGGCCGCCGGGGUCCGCGCCGACGCCCUGCGACCGCGCUGGGACUUCCCCGGAGCCUUCUACUUCGUGGGCACCGUGGUGUCGACCAUAGGUUUCGGCAUGACCACCCCAGCCACAGUGGGCGGGAAGGCCUUCCUCAUCGCCUACGGACUGUUCGGCUGCGCGGGGACCAUCCUGUUCUUCAACCUCUUUCUGGAGCGCAUCAUCUCGCUGCUGGCCUUCAUCAUGCGCGCCUGCCGAGAGCGCCAGCUGCGCCGCAGCGGCCUGCUGCCCGCCACCUUCCGUCGGGGCUCGGCGCUGUCCGAGGCCGACAGCCUGGCGGGCUGGAAGCCCUCGGUGUACCACGUGCUGCUCAUCCUGGGCCUGUUCGCCGUGCUGCUGGCAUGCUGCGCCUCGGCCAUGUACACCAGCGUGGAGGGCUGGGACUACGUGGACUCGCUCUACUUCUGCUUCGUCACCUUCAGCACCAUCGGCUUCGGGGACCUGGUGAGCAGCCAGCACGCCGCCUACCGGAACCAGGGGCUCUACCGCCUGGGCAACUUCCUCUUCAUCCUGCUCGGCGUGUGCUGCAUCUACUCGCUCUUCAACGUCAUCUCCAUCCUCAUCAAGCAGGUGCUCAACUGGAUGCUGCGCAAGCUGAGCUGCCGCUGCUGCACGCGCUGCUGUCCGGCGCCCGGCGCGCCCCUGUCAAGGCGCAACGCCAUCACCCCGGGCUCCCGGCUGCGCCGCCGCCUGGCCGCGCUGGGCGCCGACCCCGCGACCCGCGACAGCGACGCCGAGGGCCGCCGCCUGUCGGGCGAGCUCAUCUCCAUGCGCGACCUCACGGCGUCCAACAAGGUGUCGCUGGCGCUGCUGCAGAAGCAGCUGUCCGAGACGGCCAACGGCUACCCGCGCAGCGUGUGCGUCAACACGCGCCAGAACGGCUUCUCGGGCGGCGUGGGCGCGCUGGGCAUCAUGAACAACCGGCUGGCAGAGACCAGCGCCUCCAGGUAGAGCGGCUGCCCGCCCCCAGCGCCGCGGACCCGGCCUGGGCUGCGCGCCGCCGGGCGGGUUUGCUUCAAUGCUCUCCGAGACCGCGCUUUCUUAAUCUUUAUCCAAUAAAAACGAAACGACACGAAACAAAACAAAACAAAACAAAACCACAAAAAAACAAAAAUGUUUUCUAAAGAAAUACUAUUUGGCCAGGCCUGACGUGACCAAGGGCAAGUUUUAGAUGAGACUGUGAUCUUUUGAGUCCCCUCUUGGAGCACCGUGCCCCCCCAACAGAUUUCCCUUGCAGGAAGAGAAAAAGUGGCACCCCAAAUCCCCCCUUCUCCCCGUGCCAGUGCAUACUGCAGCAAGGAGAGUGCAUUCCUGGGCUUUGCAGACAGGCACUAAAGCCUUCCCCAUGCACAUAAGCAGCUGGCAACCCCGAAGCAUAUGGUGCCGCCUUUCAUGGCUCUGAAUUACCUCCUCAGCCUUUAGAAUCCUGGCCCAGCCUAGCAGCUUCCUUCUGGUCGUCAGAAGUGAUAUAGUCACAGUUUUGACAGGUGGGGGUAGGGAGCGCCAUAUGCUGCCUCCCCGUGUAUAUAUAUAGAACACCACUACACACGGGGCUGCUGUAGUAUUAUGCAAUGAGAGGGAACCGCAGCACCAACCUGCAGUCCGUGGCACCCCCCCACACACCUUGGAAAAUGCAAAUGGUGAGGGGCUUAGCUGGCCUUUCACAGCCCGCAGCUAGUCGGCUUCCUGAGUUCUGCUUGUGGAAAAUCAGAGGGACCUGUAGGGAGAGGCAAUCUCAGACUGGGAGUCCUGCUCUGAUCUCUGAAAUGAGCCCCCCUCCCACCCCCGACUUUCUUUUCAUUCACAAGCUUCGCGCACGCGCACGCGCACCGCCGCUCGCCGAUACUAAUCAGGACUGGGUGCCUCUUCUCGGAUAAGAUUUUCUUACUGUUGUCUUCUUAACCCUUGUUGACCAGUUCAACCCUUCCCCCUUUUAGAGAGCCUAGAGGGGCAGCGCACAGCCCCCAUCCACCUCUGCUCUAAUUUAGGGCUCGGCCCUCUACCCCAACCAGGACCUACAGCACCAGAAGCCAAAAGCAAACGUCAGGCCAUUAAACUCCCGUGCCUACCACAUAGUGUUUAGGGGCUGGCGCAAUGAGACCACACUCUGAAUCCUGUGUGGUCUCCAAAUAACCAGGUAGGUCUGUGUUCUCUCUGCGUACCCUACACUGGAGGUGGAGGAGGCAGGAAGGAGGGAGGGAGAUGCCAGAACCCACGGGAUAAAAGUGAUGUUCUGAAUGAUGGUCCUCAGGCUGAGGGACAGAAUCUCCCAGACUCGCCCUCUGCAGAGGGCAGUCCAGAUCCUCAAGGCUUCAUGGAACUGGCAGAGUUUGAAGCUGUGAAGGAGCACACCUCUGCCCUCUGUCUCAUCUGAAGAAAUGCCAAUGUUUAAGGAAAGUGUCCGUUCACGGUGUGACCCAAUUACACACCUCUGGUAGGAAUUUUUACAAACUUUAUCACCUCAGUACACUAUCCCUCUCCCUGGCAAAUGUGCCUGGAGUGUGUGUGCACAUAUGCACACAUGUUCACUCACACACAGAGAACAUUAAAAACCAUAUUUGAAUGUCAAAUUCUGAUUCUCCCUUCCAGUUUCAGAUAGGAAGGAAAAAAAUAACCCAGGGCACAGGGACUUGGUUAGUUUGGGUAAUUUCCAGUCUGUUAUUGGGGUUGGUCUUUAUACCAGGUCUUUAAACACAGGCUCUAGUCUGGUAUAAAACCAAUGAGGUAGGGCUGACAGGAGAGAGACCGGCUUACUAAAUCCUCAAGGGGUAGAACCCUCCAGAAGCCAUGCUGUGACUGCACAUCAGGGCCAGCCCAUGAGCUGUCAUCUGAACAAUGGCUUUGGUCCCAGGAAGGGACUACACAGUCUUAAGAGAUGUGAGUCUCCAGUACAGGGCUUCUGACAGGACCUGGAAAUAAAGCACCAGGCUUAUCCCUUUAAAAGAAGAACAGAUUAAAAAGCAUCCAGUUAGAGAUGUCACCUAGGCAACGGGAAAUAACUUGGGGAGCUGAGCCAUCCAGAGCGGGGAAAUAGAGAUUCCCGUGGCAGAGGCAUCUGGACCAGGCAAAAUAGCAGUUUGCCCGUGGCGGGGGGGGGGGGGGGGGGGGGAGCCCUGAGGACAGAACAGUGGGGCUAAGGCUCGGCCGCCAAGUCGCCACAUAAUAAGCCAUCCAAGCCACCAUACUGACGAAUGCCUAACGCUGCAUGGAGUCCCUUCUCCUCGGGAGCAGGGGAGCAACCACCAGGAUCCUCCUCCAGGGAAGAGAAAUGCCAAGCCCUCCUUGGCAGCCUCCUCUAUCACCAGGCUUCUUAGGCUCCCUAAGUUGCUUCCGCUGCACACACAGCCUUAGAUGUUUUCAGUUCCUUUCCUAUGCGUUGGCUUUGGAAGGAGGCAAUUGGCUGCAGUUAGAGCAAAGCCUCUAAAGGAAGCACACGCACGGUUUGAGGGGGCAGGGCAGGGAAGCCCCUCUUUCCCUUCCCUCUCAUGACUUCCCAGAGAAACGUCUGUCCUCCAAGUAUCUCAGGAUCCGGUGGCACAUGUACACUGUCGCCCCUGUCCCUCUGGUCCCCAUCACACAACACCCAGUCUCAGUCCCACCACCAUGUGGUACGACAGACCAUCCUUCUCUCCCCUGCCCAGACUAAGGAUUGGGUGCCCCAGAUGCCUGGGGCUGCAGCUGGGGCCCCUCAGGUCAGGGGACUUGAUGGAGCAAUAGAGCGAUGUGGUGUGACCGCUUGUUUAAGGCAACACAGAGAAGCAAAAAUAGGCUGUCCUAUCGUUUUGGAAACAAUGACGCUGCUCAGGACCCCUUUCCUAAGAAGGGCUCUGUGUCCUUAGAUGGCAAUACCUCUCCCAUGGUCACAGGUAUCUCUAGUCUAACCCACGGCUGGCAGCUCCCCAGUGUUCUCAACUCCUGUGGGCUGCAGCUCGCCCGCCUAACCUCAGGCUCACACUCACAGUGUCCUACUGAGCUAUGUAUGGGCUCCUAUAACAACACAGUGUGACUCCCAUAAUCCUUUGUCUUCUGGUUGCGGCCACACAGAACGCAGAAGCCAGGGGCCGAGUCUCUGGCUUUCUUAGAGUUGUGCAGGUUGAUAAAGAAGCCGCUGUGGGUGUCAUUGCCCACUAAAGUCACAUAGUCAGCCCCUGUGUCUUCCAAAUGAAGCCCAGGGUCCUGGUGGGAUGGUCUAGGGGCUGGGCAGUCUCAGGCCUUCAACCCUUGGAGUCCCGGCCUUUGCAUGUCACGCACGGGUGUUCCCACACACAGCAGCCUUACACACAGCUACUAGCCCUUUCCUCAAGGGACCCUCCCAGGGGGGGCCCACUUGAAGAAGAACGACUUUUCCUGUUUAGUUCUCUAGAGAUCUCCUCAGGCUUUGUUCCUCUCGGUGUCGGGAGUUUUAUGUGCAGUGUGCAUGUGUUUAUGUGUCACACAGAAGCCAGCAUCCAGCCCCAAGUCUACCCCUACAGAGAGCUGGUCACCAAGACCCGCAGCAGGCUCCUCGACCUACAGGUUCUAGAGUGAGGGGUACCUGAGCCCUUAUUAACGGAGGGGGUGCUUCUGAGGGCCUGAGGCCAACAGCACCCCAUCUAGUCAGCUACCAUAGAGCCUGUGGGCCACCCGGGUCUAUCUUAAUGUAACCUUUUACACUCUUAGGGAAAAAAAAAAAAAAGCACAAAUCUCAGUGUCUAGCCAGCAGCUCGGGGCACUUCAGCAUCCAGACGAGGUGCUGGGCUUGUCUGUCUGUCGCUAAGGUUGGUGGGUGACCCUGAAGGCACCUCCCGUAGAGUGGGAAGGGGGAAGAACCUGCUGAAGCCGUGGGCUCGGUAGCACAGACAUGUGGCCUGGACUCUCGUGACCCUGGAAAAGCCUUGGCACCAGAAGGCAUCCUGGAGUGUGACAUCACUGAAUGCAGCGCAAAGCCAGCCUCGCUGUGCACUGAGGAGAAGCCAUGGCCUUUUGGCACCAACCUGACUGGAGAUCCUGUCCCUCCUCCCAAGGAAGCUGGCCCUGGCUUGACAACUCAUUUUUCAUGCUGCGUUCUCGGGGGAGGGGUUCCAGCAUGCAGGCAAGCAAGCCUACGGCGCCUGGAAACAACACAUUUCUCCUUCUGAGCAGCACUUUGCUCUGAGAGAAGACUAAAGGGUAUUUAAAUUAACGAUGAAUAAAAAGCAGCCUGCCACCCUU
Molecule: messenger RNA, 7054 nt
Organism: Peromyscus maniculatus bairdii (prairie deer mouse)
Lineage: Eukaryota; Metazoa; Chordata; Mammalia; Rodentia; Cricetidae
Gene: Kcnk12
Product: potassium two pore domain channel subfamily K member 12
Biological process (GO): potassium ion transmembrane transport; stabilization of membrane potential
Cellular component (GO): plasma membrane
Molecular function (GO): outward rectifier potassium channel activity; potassium ion leak channel activity
Source: RefSeq, a predicted model, not a curated record